Dermatophagoides farinae (American house dust mite) is the source of this 1266-nucleotide messenger RNA. RefSeq names its product torsin family member (gene Torsin). Lineage: Eukaryota; Metazoa; Arthropoda; Arachnida; Sarcoptiformes; Pyroglyphidae. Gene Ontology annotation, biological process: cellular response to misfolded protein. Gene Ontology annotation, molecular function: ATP binding; ATP hydrolysis activity. The record is from RefSeq and is a predicted model, not a curated record.
AGUAAUUUGUUUUGGUAACGUGUUUGAUGGAUGAUUCGAAAUUGCAUAAAAAUAAAUCCAAUAAAACAAAUUGUGAUUGUGAUUCAUGGUUUCCACCCUCAACGAUAUGCCAUCACCAGAUGAUAAACAAUUAAUGCUUGUUGUAUAUGAUCCAACACGAAAUCAACGACGAAAAAAGAAAAUUUCCUUCAUGUAUAUAAUUCAAAUUAUCGCCUUAAUUUCCAUAUGGGCGACAAUAUUAGCAUUGGAUCCAUUUACGAUAACUGGUUCAAUCAUCGCCAGUGGAGUUGGCUAUUACUAUAAAGAUAAAUUAACCUGUAUGGUGAAGGAAUGUUGUCAUGAUCAUACGAGCGAUAAAUGGAUCGCUAAUCGUAUGGAAUGGUCCGACCUUUCCGAAGAGAUUUUCGGACAACACAUUGCCGUCAAUGUUGUUAGUAAAUUAGUACAUUUUCAUAUGAAAAAUGAAAAUCCAUCAAAACCAUUAGUACUUUCAUUUCAUGGUUUCACUGGCGUUGGAAAAAAUCAUCUAAGUGAUAUGUUGGCGAAAAGAAUCUAUCGACAAUUCAAUGCAACUGGUGCAAGUAAUUUCGUUCAUAAAUAUGUGGCCACAAAUUUGGCCAAAGGAAAUGACUUAAGCAUGUUGGCGAAAGAUAUUCACAAGAAACUAGACAACUGUGAUCGUUCAUUGGUGAUAAUCGAUGAAAUUGAUAAAUUACCCGAAAAAUAUCUGGACAUAUUGUUACCGUUUUUAGAACAUGCAUCACCAUAUAAAAAAUCAAUAUUCAUAUUCCUUGGCAAUAGCGCUGGAAGCAAUAUCAAUAACAAAGUUGUACAGCUAAUGCAUUCUGGUAAAUCACGUGAAGACAUUGAUUAUGAAGAUCUGGAAAAUAUUGUCACUAAUAAUGCGAUUAAAAUGGGUGGCUUAAAGAACUCGGAAUUGAUUACACGUGGUGUAGUCGAUUUAUUUGUACCGUUUUUACCGCUUGCAAAACGUCACGUUCGACAAUGUGUGGUCGAUAAUCUUCGUCGACAACACAAAUUCUCGGAUCCAUUUAUUGAUCCUGGUUCAGAAUUUAUUCGAAAAGUAAUGAAUAGUAUUGAAUUCAAAGACGAUGAAUUUUCCGUUUAUGGCUGUCGAAGAGUAUCGUCAAAAAUUGCCAUAUUUUUGCCCAGAAAAAAUCCACAUUGACCAAAAUGAAUUUUUUUAUAUUUAUUUGAUUAUUUUUUGUACCAUAUUUUUUAUAUCACAAAUAAAAUUUAAACAAA